AUGGGAUCGACAGAGGCUUUUAAAUCAGAGAAGAAUUCAAGUCAAGAAAAUUGCACAAUUUGGAUGUGUCUUCGAUACGCCAUCGAUGGAGUCCGGGGAUUGCGUGACAGCCGCAGCGGCGAAUUCGUGAUUGGGGCGGUGAGAUUUCACGUGAUCAUCCACAUUGCGCCAUCUCCACGCCCUCGCACCUCAAUCGAUCACUUCCUACGCUUCCGACAGGCUGAUUCGCUACCAUUUGGUUUGACUGGGGUGAAACGGGGCAGUCUAUCUUUGUAUGCUUCAGGCUAG
Penicillium vulpinum is the source of this 288-nucleotide messenger RNA. RefSeq lists its product as uncharacterized. Lineage: Eukaryota; Fungi; Ascomycota; Eurotiomycetes; Eurotiales; Aspergillaceae. The transcript has a single exon. Bases 1 to 288 code for a protein of 95 amino acids. The record is from RefSeq and is a predicted model, not a curated record.